Molecule: messenger RNA, 3304 nt
Organism: Caenorhabditis auriculariae
Lineage: Eukaryota; Metazoa; Nematoda; Chromadorea; Rhabditida; Rhabditidae
Source: the annotation of a GenBank genome assembly
AUGGCGGGUAUUGGAUUACCGAAAGUGUUAAAUUUGAAAAAAGGUUAAUUUUUAUUCAAAAAACUUUUUCGCAAUUAUGUUUUAAAAUUUUUGAUUAUUUUCACAAAAAAAUUCAGACUCGUUAGGGAGGAAGGGGCGGCUCGUGUGAAGGUAGCGCGUAAUUUUCGACGCCACGGGCAAUAAGAAAUUUGUGAGUUUUUUCCUAUAGAUCUCUUAUAACUAGUUCAUUUAGUUCAGAAAAAAAAAUAUUGAAUUUUUUUUCAGCUCAUUCGAACAAGACGUUGUGGUCAGCCGGAUAAAUUUGCAAUUUAUCAUGUCUCGAAAUUCACAGCUUUUAACUUCUCCUUUGUUUCAAUGAUUUUGUUUUUUUUUUAUUACGCAUUUAUUUCCUCCAUCUUUUAUUUGAAUAAAGAUGAUGAGCAUCAAUUUCUUGAGGAAUAAAUGUAAAAAAACAAGCGGCUUAGUUAAUCAAAAUCAAAACCUAAUAACAGAAACUGUUUUGUUGUCAAAUUUUUUUCUGAAAUGCAGAAGAAAAACAAUGAAUUUUUUUAUUAGAAAAAAAGUUCCAUAAAGAGAGAUCCAAGUUUCACGUGUAGUCUUUCGGCGUGUCCUUCGUAAACCGAUCGUCUAGGGCCUGAAAGAAGAAAAAAAUUUUUCCAAAAAAAGAAAGGCUGAUUGAACCUUGGUAUUAAUUUUUUUCGUGUAAAAACCGAACAGACAAGACAUAUUGAAAAUGAAAGAAAAAUAAUAUCGAAGAACAAGAAAAACUCACGAAUUUAUGCUUGACUGUAGAGACGAACAUUUUGCGUUACUUUCACACAAGCCGCCCGUCAUUCCCUGACGAAUCUGAAUUUUUUUGUGAACAAAAUCAAAAAAAUUGUAAAAAAAGAAAUUAGAAAAAUUUUUUUGAAUAAAAAAAUUAACCUUAUUCAAAGAUGAAACUCGGUAAUCGAAGACCCGCCAUAGUUUAGAGACCUGCAACUUCAAACACUCUGAUACAUCCGUUGGAAAAAUAAACACGAUAAAUACGAAAUUUGAGAAAAAAAUUGAACUUUUUUUCAAGUUCAAACAGUCGAAAAAAAUUAACUAAAGGUUUUCAUUCGUACUAUUUCUGAAAUUAAUAGCUUUGAACGGGUUGAAAAUUGAAAAAGAAAAGAAAAAAAUUAUGUAAAAAAGAAGAAAAGAAAAAAAAAAACUGUGUUGGAAUUUUGCCAACGAAUAUCGGCGCGCAUAAUUUCGGCUCGUGGCUGUAAACAGGAAAAACAAUUUCUCCGCGUGUAGUUUUAUUACUUUAAACGCGGCAUAACGUUUGAGCCUAUAUAAAGAUAACAAGAACUGGUUCUCCACCCCAUAAACGUUUGCGCAAAAAAAAAUUCUGAUUAAAAAUUACAUCUUGCAGCUAGAAAAAUAAACGUAGCGAUCUGAUAUGGUAUAGCAGCUGAUUUUUUAUGGCUUCCUUUUUUUAUGAAUUUUUGAGCCUCGAAAUUAGUUACGGAGAGUAGAAAAAGAACGCAUGGUGAGUAAUAAUAAAAUUUUUCCCUUCAUUGAAAAAUAAAGGACAUCAAAGUUGUCUCCCCGGAAACUUUUUAUCGUAAACGACAAAAACUUUUAAAACAAAGGAAGAUUUUUAAAUUUAAUUACCUUGUUGCACAUUUCUCUUCGUUUCGAAGCCUUUUGAGUUCGCGACGCCUGCGCGCAGCAGGCGCUUUCAAAAAAUUUUUUUUAUUAUAAAUAAAAUGGAAAUAAUCAUUUUCAUUUUAUUUGCAGUAAUUGAUCUGAAAUAGAUCGUUUAGGUGUUUUUUGAAGCCUACGUGUUUAGCCGUACAAAAGCAAAAAAUUUCUCUUUUAAAUCGAUCAAAAAAAUAUAAUAACCUUUUAUUUCGUUCUAGGGAAAAAAAAAGUUCUUCCGGAAGAACUUUUUUCUUUAUAUCAGGGUUGCCCUCUUUGUUUCAGAAUUUGGUCUUUGACACCCCGCUGGCACAAUCUCUUCGAGUUCUGUUCUACCUUGGUUCAGGAAUUCAAAAGCGACGAUAUGCGCGCCCAUCACACAACCCCACAGCAUUUAUUUUGUUUGCAUUCUCCACAUCGACACAGCCGCGUCGCGAAGAGGCCUCUGGCACAGCCGCGUCGCAAACGACUCGGCUGUCAGCGCUGGACGACGCGCCCCGCCUCUUUCGCCCUUCACUCGGCGUUUUGCUCGUUUCGCCAUCCCACGCCAGCGGCCAAACGGACGGUUUCCGUAUUUGCUGGCUCAAUAGGCCUAUUUCAAGUUCUAAGGAACAUAUAUUAUAAGAAAACCUUGAAAUAUUUGUCUUCAAAGUUUUUCCUGAGUUCAAUUCGAACUCCUCGCUCCAACGGUCCUUUCGAAAUAGAAUUUUUCUCCUCUCAAUAUAUCUGCUGCUCUGGUGCAACCAAAGCGUGAACACAGAGUUUUAUAGCUCUGGUCAGAUUUUGAACUCACUUGAGUUAUCCUGAUUCUCAGAUUUUAAAUCUGUUUUUUGAGUUCUACGUUUUUUCCGAUCGUGUAAGACUUGAGAUAGUUAUUUUUUUUUUUACGUUUUCGAGUUUGAAUUAUUUAUAUUCUUUAAUUACUUCCUUACAGUUCAAAAUGGUUGACCGCAAGGCCGUGAUCAAGAACGCCGAUAUGUCCGAGGACAUGCAACAGGACGCCAUCGAUUGCGCGACCCAAGCCCUUGAAAAGUGAGUUUUUCGGAAUGCAUGUCGUCUCUACCUAAAAUUUUACACUGUUUAAAUCUUCGGUUAAGUAUGAGAACGCAAUUACGCGAAUGAUGUAUUAAACCAGCUGCGUCAUGUGUAAGCUCGGAGGCACCGGCUAUUUCAGUUACACUAAAACGUAGGGCUGAUGACGGAGUUUCACAAAGUGUUGAUUUGACCACCGACCCUAUGUCUAUGUUAACUAUCGAGAAUAUUGGAAAAGUGAAGAAAUUUCAGGUACAACAUCGAGAAGGAUAUCGCCGCAUACAUCAAGAAGGAAUUCGAUAAGAAGUACAACCCUACGUGGCAUUGCAUCGUUGGCCGCAACUUUGGAAGGUAAACAGUUUUUUUCCUUUCUGGAGUCGAGUUCAUUUUCUCAGUUAGGUUGAAAUUUAAAAAAAAUAUUUGUUGUCUUUUCGUCGCACUCCGUAGUUAUUGAAGGUAAACUCAUCUACAAACUUUCAGAAUUAUGUAAAAAAAAUUUUGUUGAUUAUUAAUCAACCUUUUCAGCUAUGUGACACACGAGACGAAGCACUUCAUAUACUUCUAUUUGGGCCAGGUGGCUAUUCUUCUUUUCAAAUCCGGUUGA